This is a messenger RNA of Olea europaea var. sylvestris, 785 nucleotides long. RefSeq lists its product as uncharacterized. The record is from RefSeq and is a predicted model, not a curated record. NCBI's taxonomy places the organism in Eukaryota, Viridiplantae, Streptophyta, Magnoliopsida, Lamiales, Oleaceae. Bases 181 to 612 code for a protein of 143 amino acids. The transcript is spliced from 2 exons.
CUGUUCUCCAUGAUCUUUUGCUUUCCAUCAAAAUUCUUUGUACUGUGAAUCCUUCAUUCUUUUCCCCUAAUUCGUCAUCGAAUCCUCAAAUCAUUUUGCUCUUUUUCCUUCUUUCUGCAACAUUUUUACAUACAUAGUCUAUAGAUAUAGAUAUAGUGGGAGGGGAAAAAAGAGAAAGCUAUGCUUGACUUUGGUGAUGAGUUGAUAAUCGAGAGCUACAAAAUCUCAUGGCUAAUAUGGAUCCAUCUUCUUGUUACGAUUCUUUUCAUAAUCCUUAUUUUCUUUGGAUUCAACAUUUUUACUUCAGAUUUCUCCCAAAAUCCUUCCACCACUACGACAUCAGCUCCGCCUUCAACUAGCUCUUCGCAAAGAACCAAGGUAAAUGAAAACCGAAGAAUUAAGAGAGAUGCUGGAACAAGUGGACGAACAAUAGUAGAAGUCGAAGAAUGUGAAGAAUCUUCAUUGAAUGAUUCUAUAUUUUUUAGGCUUUUUAGACAUCCAAAGCAACCUUGCAACUAUCUCGGGCUAGUUAAACAAGCUCUUUUCAAGUGUUUCGGCUUAGAUUCCAGAUGCGAGAGCUCAAACAACGGAAAACUCGAAAAUGAAGAUUGAUGUAAACACUCUCUUUGUGCACAAACACGCACUAAGACUUGUGCAUGUGUGCUCAAACAUAAUCAUACAUAUGUAGUGGUGUCAAGCAGGUCAACCCAUUUGAAAUGUGCCUAGGUUGAGUUUAGUUAAGAGUAAUGGUAUUUAAUACCAUUAGUAUUAAAACAUAGAUUUAA